Messenger RNA from Cannabis sativa, 607 nucleotides. RefSeq names its product heavy metal-associated isoprenylated plant protein 39-like. NCBI's taxonomy places the organism in Eukaryota, Viridiplantae, Streptophyta, Magnoliopsida, Rosales, Cannabaceae. The coding region runs from base 153 to 548 and encodes 131 amino acids. Gene Ontology annotation, molecular function: metal ion binding. The transcript is spliced from 3 exons. The record is from RefSeq and is a predicted model, not a curated record.
UCUUUCCAUUUACCAAAGCAUCAAUAUCCCUUCAUAACUUCCCAUAUAUCAUAUAUUCCUCUCUUUUAUUAUUACUAGCUAAAUUUGUUGAGUGUUUCUAAAAUUAAAAGCUUCAAGAGCUCAGAUCUCACAAAAGCUUACAUACUCUCAUAAUGAAGCAAGUUGUGUUGAAAGUGAACUUUCAUGAUGAGAGAACCAGGAAGAAGAUUAUGAAGACAGUUUCUGGCAAUUCAGGGGUUGAUUCUAUCUCCAUGGAUUCUAAAGACAUGAAAUUGACAGUAACAGGGGAGGUAGAUCCAGUAAGUUUGGUAAGCAAAUUGAGAAAGCAUUGUAAUGCUGAUAUUCUAUCAGUGGGACCACCUAAAGCACCAGAGAAAAAGAAAGAAGAACCCAAAAAAGAAGAGCCUAAAAAACAAGAACCAAAGAAAGAUGAUUUGGCUGAGUUUCAGAAGUUAUGGAUUGCUCAUCAGAAUGCUCAAAUGGUUCCACUUCAGCAUUAUUAUGUCAGAAGUGUAGACGAAGAUCCCAAUGCUUGUGUUAUCUGCUGAGUUUUGUAGAUUUAAUAUUUUUUAUUCAUUUUAAAAAAGAAGAGGCAUUUUGAUUUUUA